This is a messenger RNA of Fimicolochytrium jonesii, 1773 nucleotides long. RefSeq lists its product as uncharacterized. The coding region runs from base 375 to 1532 and encodes 385 amino acids. The record is from RefSeq and is a predicted model, not a curated record. The transcript has a single exon. NCBI's taxonomy places the organism in Eukaryota, Fungi, Chytridiomycota, Chytridiomycetes, Spizellomycetales, Powellomycetaceae.
AGGGACUGCUCCGAUUACAGUUCCCCACAGGCUCCUCCAACAAGGAUGCAAUUGCUCACGAUCUGUUGUGAUCAGUCGCAUCCUUGAUGGCGAAUGCGACCUGGGGACCUCCGGCUUGCUUGGGUGUCAUUGUCAGAUAGCCUGUACCGCAACAUCAGCGCAUAAAUCCACGAACGACAUAGAGAGAACGCGCCUGAGUGAAAGAGUGUCAUAAGUUCCAAUACUACAACACGGAACUUUCAUCCGUAUCUCACCUUUACGCCGGUGAGAGACGCUGAAACUAGCAUUGGGCUUUCGGUUGCUCCUGUAGCAGUCAGUUGCAACGGGCGCCUAACCCUCGCCACCUCGGAACCUCUCCGCCUACAAAACACAUCAUGUCGAGACAGCUGCUUGCAAAAUCUCGCUCUGACUUCCCAAAUCGUCGGGCCCCAUUCCGUGAUGCCCUCCGCAAGGGAAACAGCUUGUCUGCUCUCCCAGCUGCCAUCAACCUCCACCUCGCAGACCCUAUUGGCCUGGUCAACAUCGAGCGGAUCCAGAGGACAGUGCACACGGAAGUAGGCCGUUGCAUGCAGAGCGCUGGGCUCCAGACAACCUCCUUGGACAUCGAGCACAUUAACUUUUUGUGCCCUACCAACGCCGAAAACGUUGAAAAUGCAGCACGGUUUCAAUGGUUUUGGAGAAAUCCUCUCUUUGUCUCAGACGAAGACAUGAUGAUGUCGCUCUCUCUCAAGGACGGCGGUGGAGCGAAUGAAGCAGACGGCACUCAGCUCUUUUAUGUUCGAAGCUGGACAAUGACGGUCUCGGACUGCAAUACAAUCAUCGCCUCUUGGUCAACCGAGGGAUUGGACCCACCCGAAGCGGAACCAUGGAUCAUGGCUAUGGCGACGAGACCCUUGGAGACAGUGAUUUCCAAUCGAUACAUCCGGAUGUGUGAGCUCCCCUCCACCCCUGAAGCCCGAUUUGAGCACGACUCCCGGCAUCAGUACGGCCUCCUUUCGCAAUUCCUCAAAGUACUGCAAGCGAUGUUCCCAGAUGCCUAUGAAGCAGCUCGCAUAUUCACAUUCCCUGCCGCCACUCAAGCAAACUACGUUGCAAGGGCCAUCAGGGACGACCGCGAACGUGCAAUAAUUCAUUUCUUUGGAAUAGACAACCUCCUGAACCGUCAAACCGGCGGCUUCUACAAGCAAUACCUACCCACCUCGGCCGAUUACACACUGUUUGUGAAUUUGGGAACGGAUGUCUUCUCCCAACUUACAAACGCUCAAAGUACCGCUGCCACCACCGUCAAUGCUCGCCCCUUCAAGAGGGCUGCUCUGCGCCGCUGGAUCACUAAAACAUCCGAAUUCAGGCAAAUCCACCACCCUAUGCCCGAGAAGCUCCUGGACUGGAUGUUUCUCCAGUCGCAGCGAAGCAUGUAUCAAGGCCAGCAGAUUGCCGCGCUUCUCGGCAAAGAUAUUACCCAGGUGGACUACCUCGAAGCUCUCCCAUAUCUUGGCACUCGGAUGAGCCGAUUUCGCCAAGUGGGUACCUGAUGGAGACUUGCGACGAGACCAACGAGACCAACAUGCGCAACGAGACCAACGAAACCAAUUUGCGGAAACAGACCAACGAGACCAAUAUGCGCAACGAAACCAACGAGACGGACAACAUGCUCAACGAAACCAACGAGACCAACAUGCGCAACGAAACCAACGAGACCGACAACAUGCGCAACGAAACCAACGAGACCAACAUGCGCAACGAAACCAACGAGACCAACGAGACCAACGAGAC